Periconia digitata is the source of this 1790-nucleotide messenger RNA. NCBI's taxonomy places the organism in Eukaryota, Fungi, Ascomycota, Dothideomycetes, Pleosporales, Periconiaceae. The record is from the annotation of a GenBank genome assembly.
CAGCUGCACCCAAUCAGAGCCGUGCUCAUGCGCGCCUUGGCACUCUCGAAAACCAUAUCGAUAAGUGAUGUUUGUUUGUGUUGUUUGACCGCCAGAACUCAGCAUUCAACCAACACAUCUGCGACCCUCACACAAUGCCUAUACCUACGCUUUCCUCGCCUUUGAAACUGCGAAGUCGUAUCAAGGAGGCUUCUACACGCUCAGAGCGCUCCCAACCCCAACUCGAUCAAGCUCGCAGCGGAUCCGCCGAUACCCAAUCCACAUCACUCAACGCCACCGACGAACAAAAACGACGAAGUUUUCUGCCUCAACGAGGCAUUGCGAGAUCCCUCUUCCGUAAGAAUGCAUCUGCGGAUACGCCCAUAACGAAAUCACAAAACGGAGAUGGUCCUGCGAGCGCAAGAGAAUCCCUCGACGACGCAGUGCCUUCUCAGACACAACAACACCAUGUAAACAGGUCCACUGCUGAGCUUGGUCGCUCCAGGCCUCGAUCGUUAUACCAGCCUCGUGCAGCUCAGAACCCCAUUCUGGAACGGGAUGAAACAGAUUCAAGUCGUGCCAGCGAUAGGGUCAAUAAAUCGUUACACUCUGGGGGACUGCAGCGCUCGGCAUCUUCAAGGCAGCCCGUAGCCCCAAGUCAGGCUACGCAACCUGCCAACAGCCGUGGUCAUGCUCGAACAAGGUCCACCGCUACCGCUCUGUCUAAAGGCUCCACAGAACGUCCACGGUCCCUUGUGUCGAUGCCCGGGCAUGGCACCAAGCCGACCUUGAGUGUUGAUUUGGACUCCUCCGCUGCUGCCCCGCGUACAUCUGCCAGACUGGAAGCUUUGAAACGAUCAAGUAGUACGAGAGCCAGACCAGAAUCUGUACGCGAUCGCCCAGCUGCUGCUACGAAACCUGCGCCUCGUGAUGUAUCUCAAUCUCAAAGCGGUCUGCACGAAGUGCCAAAAGUCGACUCGUCGAAGUUGGCUCGUCCCGCAUUUUCUACUCUCCAACAACAUUUCACUCCUCGCAAAACUGCGAAGGCAGCAACGUCGACAUUCUUCCACCCACCUCCGGAUGUCUCUGCUGCACAUCUUCCGCAAGAGGUUAUAUUACUUCAAUCCGAGCUUCUGCAACUUCACUUGCUGCAUGCGUCAUCGGCACAGACAAGUAGACAGUGGGAAUUAAGUGCACAAGAGUCUUUGCGUGGUAGAUUUGACGAAGUUGCAAGCUUGUAUCGAGUGAUGCGAGAAUAUGAACGAAACGAGAUGGAGCAGAAAAACAUCCAAGCUCUGCGCGAGCUUAACGGCGCAGCCUCGUUCUCCGGGCUCGCCAAGCACUUACAAGCACUUUCAGGCCCCCUCAAUGAAGCGCCAGCUCUUUUGGACUCGGGCGGACGUUAUCACGAUGUCCUUCGCCAGUUUCAGGAGUGGAUGAGACAUGUUGAGGAGAUAUGGUCGCUGCGGAACAGCAGUUCUUCAGGUGGUUUGAGUGAGACUGGCUCGAUCGAGAGCCUUGAUGACUGGUGGAAAGAAGAGAAUCAAGUCUUGACGCGAAAGCUGACUUCGUUCUUGCGUGACCUGGACAGUCUCCAACCACCAACAUCUGAAUCAAGCAUUGCAUACAUUGUCACUGUCUGCAAGCAACUACUCGAAGGAAUGGUGGCAGAGCUGAAAACCAUGCAAUCCAUCCAUGCUGAUGUUGUGGCCAAGGAAGAGAUGUGGGUAGAGGACUGUUUACGGAAAAUCGCCCAAGACAUCGGGGCUAUAUUGGAAAACAACGAAGAGGAAGAAGCGUGGCGCUUCUAG